Molecule: messenger RNA, 14743 nt
Organism: Oncorhynchus masou masou (cherry salmon)
Lineage: Eukaryota; Metazoa; Chordata; Actinopteri; Salmoniformes; Salmonidae
Gene: lama5
Product: laminin, alpha 5
Exons: 79
Coding region: 245-11371 (3708 amino acids)
Biological process (GO): tissue development; animal organ morphogenesis; regulation of cell migration
Molecular function (GO): signaling receptor binding
Source: RefSeq, a predicted model, not a curated record
ACAGCCACCACAGCAAAAGCAGAGCGCAUCGACUGUUGUGCACUUCUUUACCGCGCAACGAUUCGGAGUUAAACUCUAAUUCAUAUCGUUGUUAUAUACUUCCGAUGGUAGCCUACUUUGUAACAACACAGUAAGGUUAUAAUCUCGGCUCUUCUUUUCUUGAACAUUUCUAUUAGUUUUGUCCGUUGUAGCCUAGUUGCCUAUUUAUCUAACGAACCGCAGAGUAGAGCGCCGGCAGGUGAAGAUGGCGAGGGGACUGGUGUUGGGGACUGUAUCCCCGGCGGCUGGCGGCCCUACACAACUUGCGUUGCUGCUGUUAUACCCCUUAAUCUGCGGCCUCUCGGCGCAGGGGCAGGAACUGCCCACCAACGGGUUGAAUGGCUACAGCCUACACCCACCUUAUUUUAACCUGGCAGAAGGGACCAAAAUCACAGCGACAGCAACCUGUGGAGAGGGGGACAAUGGAAGGUCGAUACACGAUUUGUAUUGCAAGCUGGUCGGGGGGCCAGUGUCAGGGGACCCGAGUCACCAGAGCCAAACCAUCCAGGGCCAGUACUGUGACACCUGUGCCAUAGGGGACAGUGACAGAGCCCACCCCAUCACCAAUGCCAUAGACGGGACAGAGCGGUGGUGGCAGAGCCCUCCUCUCUCCCGCAGCACUGAGUUCAACCAGGUCAACGUCACCUUGGACCUGGGACAGCUCUUCCACGUGGCCUAUGUCCUCAUCAAGUUUGCCAACUCUCCUCGACCAGACCUGUGGGUGCUAGAACGUUCCACUGACUUCGGAGAGACCUACCAGCCGUGGCAGUUCUUCGCCUCUUCUAAGAGAGACUGCAUUGAGCGCUUCGGACAGCGAAGCAUCGAACGGAUCAACUCUGACAACGACGUCAUCUGUACCACUGAAUACUCCCGCAUCGUACCCCUGGAGAAUGGAGAGGUGGUGGUGUCUCUAGUGAACGGGCGUCCCGGGGCUAUGAACUUCUCCUACUCUCCAGUCCUGAGGGAUUUCACCAAGGCCACCAACAUCCGUCUCCGUUUCCUCAGAACCAACACCCUCCUGGGACACCUGAUGGGCAAGGCCCUCCGCGACCCCACCGUCACACGCAGGUAUUACUACAGUAUUAAGGACAUCAGUAUCGGAGGACGCUGUGUGUGUAACGGACACGCUGAGGCCUGCGACCCACACGACCCCAACGACCCCUACAAGCUUCAGUGUGACUGCCAACACAACACUUGUGGAACGUCAUGUGACCAGUGUUGCCCCGGAUACAACCAGAUUCCAUGGAAACCAGCGACCACUUACCAGGCUAACGAGUGUGAACCGUGUAACUGUAACCAACACUCGUUUGGCUGCUACUACGACCCCGAGGUUGACCAGAGGAGAGCGAGCAUCAACGUGCAGGGACAAUACAGGGGGGGCGGAGUCUGCAUGGAGUGUCAGCAUCACACCACUGGUGUCAACUGUGAGCGCUGUGUCCUCACCUACUACAGAUCACCUGACCAUCCUCUGGACUCCCCAUUGGCUUGCUCCCCCUGUGUGUGCCGGUCAGAGUUCACAGAUGGUACCUGUGAGGAUCUGACGGGUCGUUGUUACUGUAAACCCAACUACACCGGAGAGAACUGUGGCUCCUGUGCUGAAGGAUACAUUCACUUCCCAGACUGCUACUCAAACGACUUCAACAACAACACCGACAGAGACGUCAAACCUGCUGGAGAAAUCAUCAACUGUGAGUGCAGUGUAGCGGGGACUGAGGGACACUCCUGCCGUCCUGAUCCGCGUACCCGUGCCUGUAUCUGUAAACCCGGUUUCACUGGGGACCACUGUGACAGCUGUGCGCCAGGGCACCACGGACUCAACUGCCAGACCUGUCAGUGCUUUGGUCCGGGAUGUCAUGAUGGUAGGUGUGACCUCCUGACGGGGCAGUGCCUGUGUCGCCAAGGCUUUCAGGGUUAUUCAUGUGACCAGUGUACCCCAGGCUAUUUCAACUAUCCCCUUUGCCAACUGUGUGGCUGUAGCAGUGUAGGUUCUCUCCCAGGGGGUUGUGAUGUCUCUGGACGCUGUGUGUGUCGUCCGGAGUUCCAGGGACCGCGAUGUGAGCAGUGUAGAUCAGGCUUCCACUCCUACCCCAACUGCCAAGUGUGCACCUGUGAUCCUCGCACCUCCCUGGGCUCCAGCUGCAGUGUGUCAGGCCACUGCCACUGCAGACCCAACUACAGCGGCACCGCUUGUGACCAGUGUGCUCCUGGUUUCCACGGCUUCCCCAGCUGCACGCCUUGUCAGUGCUCAGCUGAGGGCUCCAGGUUCAGUCGCUGUGACCAGGUGAGUGGUCAGUGUACCUGUCUACCCAACGUCAUGGGACAGAGGUGUGACACCUGCAGCCCUGGAACCUACGGAUUCCCUCUCUGCCAAGCUGGCACAUGCAACCCAGUCGGCUCUGUGCAGAACGAGGUCCUGCCAACUGUUGGUUCCUGUGAGUGUCGUCCUUUUGUGGAGGGUGUGGCCUGUGACAGGUGUAAACCUCUGUUCUGGAACCUGUCACCUGACACCGCCAACAGAUGUUCCAACUGUGAAUGCAACGUUGAAGGGACUGUGGCCGGUGUGGCAGAGUGUGCUCAGAACAACGGCCAAUGUCACUGUAAACCCAACGUGUGCAGUGGCACCUGCUCUGUGUGUAAAGACGGAUACUUCAACCUGCAGAGUGGCAGCUUCUUCGGCUGUCAAGGUUGUCAGUGUGACAUUGGAGGAUCAGUGGGUCAGUCCUGUGGGGAGAGGACCGGGAGAUGCCGUUGCAGACCCAACGUGGAGGGAUCCAAGUGUAACAUGCCUCGGCCAGACCACUACUUUCCAGACCUGCACCACCUGAAGUUUGAGAUAGAGGAGGGUACCAUGCUGGACGGGCGGCCGGUGCGCUUCGGCUACAACCCCUUGGAGUUUGAAGGGUUCAGCUGGAAAGGGUACGCUCAGAUGUCCUCCAUUCAGUCCAAGGUGGUGGUUCAAGUCUCGGUCAGCUCUCCGGACCUGUUUCAAAUAGUAUUGCGCUACGUGAAUCGGGGUGGCCUGGACAUGAGGGGCAGGGUGUCCGUCCUGGAAGACGGGAAGAACUUCAUGUGCGGUAACUGCUCAGAACAGUCCAAACAGAUCGUGUUUGCCCCCAGCUCAGAACCUACCUUCGUCAACGUGCCCCAGAAUAACUUUGUGGAGCCGUUUGUUCUGAACCCUGGUACCUGGACCGUGGUCAUUGAGGCCGAGGGCAUACUGCUGGACUACCUGGUGCUCCUGCCCAGUGCGUUCUAUGAGGCCCCCGUGCUGCAGACCAAAGUGACUGAGCCGUGCUCCUACGGCCCGGAGCCAGGUGCCAGCCAUAACUGUCUGAUCUACAAGUAUCUGUCUCUGGAUGGGUUCCCCUCCAUCUCUGGUAACGAUGCCAGCUGCCGGUUCGACAACCACCUGCCCAGACCCUGUCACCAGGAGAGGAUCACCCCUCGCCACCCCGACAUGGCCGUCUGCAGUGGUAGCGAUCUAAAUGUCCAGAUGCGUAGCCGGGUUCCCCGUCCCGGGGACUAUGUUCUGGUGCUAGAAUACGCCAGUGAGGAGGAGUCACCACAGACCAUCUCUGUGUCCGUCAACACACCUGGCGGAAGGACACACCAGCACCACGUCACGGUGCUGCCCUGCAAAUACAGUUUCCUGUGUCGGGUGGUGACCAUCGAUGAGAUGAACCGUGUGGCUGUCUUCACCCUGUCCACUGAUGCUGAGGUCCAACUGAUUGCUGACAGAGCCAGUUUCUUCCUGCAUAAAGUGUACCUGGUUCCCCGGGAGCAGUUUAUCAUGGACUACCUGGAGACUAAAGUCCACUGCAUCAGCACACAUGGACUGUUCUCACCUGACAGUUCGUCCUGUAUCCCGUCUAGGUUCCAGACACCCUCUGAUUCGCUGGUGUUGAAGGAAGGUCAAGGGUCAUCUGUCCAGGAGCCUGUCCUGGCCUCCCCUGCUGACCCCCCUGUGGGUCCAGCCGACACCAAUCCCGGGGCCAGCGGAGACCGUCCUCCCACCGCAGCGGAUAACGUGGACCAUGUCCGCCUUGAUUCCGCUCAGAAUGCAGCAGUGUACUCUGGCCGUGUCCAGACUCUGGGUCGCUACGUGUUCAUUCUCCACUACCACCAGCCCCUCCACCCCACCUACCCUGUCCAGGUCUUCAUCAACGGUGGACGCAUCUGGCAAGGCCAUGCCAACGCCUCCUUCUGUCCCCAUGGUUACGGUUGCCGUAGCGUUCUGAUCUCGGAGAACCAGAUCAUUCUGGACGUGACCGACAACGAGAUCUUCCUGACCGUCCAGGUCCCUGACAGAAAAACACUCUGGCUGGACUAUGUUCUGGUGGUCCCAGAGAGCAGCUACAGCUCCAGUUAUCUGUCUGAACAACCUCUGGACAAAUCAUAUGACUUCAUCAGCAACUGUGGACAGAACAGCUUCUACAUCCAUCCUGCCACAGCCUCUCCAUUCUGUCGUAGUUCAGCCAUAUCUCUCUCUGCGUUCUUCAACAACGGUGCCAUGCCCUGCGGGUGCCAUGAGGUGGGCGCGGACAGUGAUACCUGCCAGCCCUUCGGCGGGCAGUGCCAGUGCAGACCGAACAUUAUCGGCAGGGACUGCUCACAGUGUGCCACAGGCUACUGGGGGUUCCCUAACUGUAGACCGUGUCAGUGUGGUACACGGCUGUGUGAGCCGGUGACUGGAGACUGUAUCUGCCCACCGAGGACCCUGCUCCCAGAGUGUAUCCAGUGUGAGCCCCAGGCGUUCGGCUGUCAUCCUCUGGUCGGCUGUGAGGUCUGCAACUGUUCCCGUCCUGGGGUCACCACCCCCGACGUCAGCUGUGACACCGACAGUGGACAGUGCAGAUGCAAGAACAACAUCAUCGGUCGACAGUGUGAUCGCUGCAGCCCUGGUUUCUACGGUUACCCCAACUGUAGACCAUGUGACUGCAACGAUGCGGGAACAGAGGAGGAGGUGUGUGACUCCUCCGUGGGGCGCUGCCUCUGCAAGGAAAAUGUCCAGGGUGGUCGUUGUGACCAGUGCAGAGUGGGAACCUUCCACCUUGACCCCACCAACCCUAAAGGCUGCACUUCCUGUUUCUGUUUCGGAGCCACCAACCGCUGUCGCAGCUCAGAGAAACGACGGACUGAGGUGAUGGAUAUGAUGGACUGGGUGUUGCUCGGAGCAGACAGACAGGAAGUCCCUGUGACUGCAUAUCCUGAUCAGGACUUGGUGGAGGCGGACCUUAGUGACGUACCUGAUGUCUACCAAGACCUCUUCUGGCACGCUCCGAGAACGUACCUGGGAGACCAGGUAUCGUCGUAUGGAGGGUAUCUGCGGUAUCGUCUCCACACUCAGACUAUGAGAGGAGACGUUCUCUCUCUGCCCACUGAGGCCUCUCGACCUGACAUCAUUCUCAAGGGUAACCAGAUGACCCUGGUGUUCAUUGAGAGAGAAUAUUCUUCACCUGAACAACCACACCUGGGGAUAGUCCACAUGCUGGAGGGAAGUUUCCGCCAUGCCCAGACUGGUAACGUGGUGUCUAGAGAGGAACUGAUGAUGGUUCUGGUGGGUUUAGAGUCUCUCCAGAUCAGAGCUCUCCACUCCCAGUCUGCCCACACUGUGUCGCUACGCGGGGCUGUGCUGGAGGGAGCACAGACCCUGUCCACGGGGCAACAUGCCAACAACGUAGAGAUCUGCCUCUGUCCCGCUAACUACCAGGGAGACUCCUGCCAGCAAUGUUCUCCAGGGUACUACAGAGACACUAAAGGUCUGUUCCUGGGGAGGUGUGUUCCCUGCAACUGUAAUGGCCACUCUGACCAGUGUCUGGACGGGUCUGGAGUCUGUGAGAACUGUCAACACAACAGGGCUGGAGACCACUGUGAAAAGUGUCAGGGUGGUUUCCUUGGUAACCACUCUCUGGAUGGACACGCCCAGUCCUGUGACACCUGCCCCUGUCCUCUACAAGUGGCCUCCAACAAUUUUGCAGUGGGCUGUGUAGAGAAACCCAACAGGAUGCUGUGUCUCUGUAUGCCUGGCUACGCUGGGCCCCAGUGUGCAAGGUGUGCUCCCGGUUUCUACGGCAACCCCAUGGUGAUUGGCAGCACGUGCCAGCCCUGCCAUUGCCAUGACAACACAGACCCCAACAUGCUGUUCAGCGACUGUGACGGGCUGACGGGCGUGUGUCACAGCUGCAUGCACAACACCGCCGGGACGCACUGCGAGAUCUGUGCCCCCGGUUUCCACGGUGACGCCGUCACUGCCAAGAACUGCACCAGAUGCAACUGCUCCCCAUGUGGCACGGCGUCAUGUGACCCUCACACAGGACAGUGCCAGUGUAAACCUGGUGUGACCGGUCCCCAUUGCAACUGUUGUGAGGACGGUGCGUUUGGCUAUGAGUCGUGCUCCGGGUGUCGUCGCUGUGACUGUGACGCGGCCGCGGCGCUGGUCCAACCGUGUGACCCCAGGAACGGUUCGUGUGCCUGCCAGCCAGGGGUCAAUGGACCUAAUUGUCGCCAGUGUGCCCCUGGGUACUGGGACUACAGUCCUGAGGGCUGCAAGAAGUGUGAGUGUAAGCAUGGGCGCUGUGACCCUCGGACAGGGGAGUGUCGCUGUGGAGACGGCCUAACAGGCAAACAGUGUGACAGCUGUUCCCAUAGAUACAGCGUUCCUGUACAACACGGACAUGACAUGACCUGCCAACCUUGUGACAGCUGUGUAAUUGUCCUGUUGGAGGAUCUGGACAAAAUUAACGACAACUUUGGCUCCAUGGCUCAUCAGCUGAUCAACCUGAACGCCUCCUCUAUCACCUUGACUCAGCUAAACAACCUCAGCAGAUCCAUGGACAAUAUCUCUAAUGCCAUAGAGAACUACAACAGUACUCUGGAUGAGAGCAGGAACAGAGCGGACAUGUUGGAGGGAGAGAUCAUGACCAUCAACUCAGACAUCCGCGGCCUGGAGGAUAAGGUGGUGGCGGUAGCAGAAGAAGCAGACAGUCUGGGGAAUAGCAGCAGCAACACCCAUCAGAGAGCCCAGGACCUGCUCUCUCACAUGAAGAACAUAGUAGGAGAGGUGGAAGACCUGCAGGAGAACCGUACGGGUCUGAAUGAGACGCAGGUGGAGCAGGAAGAGGACGACUUGCUUGAGAAGAUGAAGCAGGUGGAGGCCAUGCUGAGAGAGAUGAGACUCAAGAGCUGUGUCGGACAGAAGGAGAUAGCAGACAGAGAGCUGUCCGAGGCAAAGAAAUUGCUGGCGAAGGUGAAGGAUCAGCUGGUGAGUCGUGUGGUGGAGAACGAGGGCUUGGUGAAGAACAUCAGGGAGAGUCUGGGGAAGUUCCACGACCAACUGAUGGACCUGAGGGACGCUCUGAACCAGGCAGUUAACAACACGGCCGUCGCCUCCGAUACGAACGCUGUUAAUGAGAAGAGGCUGGAGGACUGCCAGCAAAAGGUGGAUGAACUGAAUGAGAAGCACAAGGUAGUGGAGGAUCUCCUGCAGAUGGCAGAGGACGAUGUGGCAACCGUCAACGACAUGCUGUCUAUGCUGCACGACUCCAAGGAGGAGUAUGAGCGUUUGGCCGCCCAGUUGGAUGGGGCCAGGAAGCCCCUGGCUGAAAAGGUGCAGACAUUUGCCCCCACCCUCAGUAAGAUACCCUUGGUGGAGGCAGCGGAGGAACAUGCUGGACUACUCAAUGAGCUGGCCAUGAACCUCUCCAGUGUGAUCUCCAACACCAACAAGGAUGGUUUCAUCCAGCGAGCGGUGAACGCGUCACGAGCGUACUCCGACAUCAUCGACGCCGUCAGAGACGCUGAGACCGCUGCCAACCAAGCUGCUGUGGACGCACUGGAGAAUGUGAAGGGUCAGGACCUGGGCCAGGUAGCUGACGGUCUGAGGAAUCACAGUUCUGAACUGCUGGACGACGCCGUCUCACUGCAACGGGAACUAAAUGAUGAUCUGAAGCCUCGUCUCCGGGACGCCAUGACUCAUCUGGAUGAGGCCAAGCAGAAACACGCGACUCUACUGAAAGAUCUUGAGAUGGUGCAGAGUAACCUCAACUUCAGCCGAGGGGAAACGGCUAAGGUUAUAGAGGAGGCGAAGGCUGCAGCCGAGGAGGCCAACAGUACAGCAGCGAAGGUAGAGGAUACCCUGGCACCUAUCAAAGAGCAGGUGGACCAAUGGCAGCAGCAGUACGGGGACGCUAACACCACCAAUGAGGACAUAAACAAGGCCUUCCUGGAGGCCAACAAGUCUGUGGGUAUGUUGGGCGAGGCCAUCCCAAUACUGAUGAGGAAGCUGGACAAGCUGCAGAACCACUCAGCCCAGAUGCCCAACAUCUCAGAAAACAUCCUCAGGAUCAGACAGCUCAUCGCAGAGGCCCGCAAGGCAGCCAGCAAGGUGAGCGUACCUGUGAAGUUCAACGGGACAUCAGGUGUGCAGGUGCGUACCCCCAGUAACCUGGCAGAUCUGGCAGCUUACACCUCCCUCAAGUUCUACAUCACCCUGCCCGAGGCCUCACGCGCCCGCAGACAGGACCAACCAGGCAAACAGUUUGUCUUUUACCUCGGAAACAAGGACUCCAGUAAAGAGUUCCUGGGCAUGAUGCUGGAGGGGCGGAGACUGCACUGGCUGUUCAACGUGGGCGGAGACACAGCUGAGGUGGAGAUGCAGGAGGAUGUCCAAACAGAUGGCGACUUCAACAACGUGGUCCUGGAAAGGAUCCUUCAGUACGGCCAGAUGGCCAUGUCUUCAGAGCUCAGUGAGGCCAGGAUGACCAAGGCUGUGGUGGAGGCAGGAGGGGAUAGUGGACUGCUCAACCUCCAGACUGAAGAGACUGUGUUCUACGUGGGAGGAUACCCUGACACGUUCACGCCCCCUCUCCAGCUCCAGCUGCCCAAUCUCAAGGGCUGUAUUGAGCUGGAGACCCUGAAUGAGGAGGUGCUCAGUCUCUAUAACUUUGAGAACAUCUUCCAACUCAACACCACCGAGGAGAAACCAUGUGGAAGAGCGAAGCCGGUGUUGACCCAGCAGUGGGUGAACGACGCGGCCUACUUUGACGGGACGGGCUACGCCGAGGUCACCUUCAAGGAGGAUGCAGGGAAGAUGCAGCGCUUUGAACAGGAAGUUAAACUGAUAAGUCACAACGGCAUCCUGCUCAUGCUCCUCAGCCAGGAGAAGUUCCUGAGCUUGGCGGUGAGGCAGGGACGUCUCAGGGUCUUCUAUGACGUCACUGGUUCUCUACAGGAGCUGGAGCCUAAAGACCCAACCUCACCUUACCUCAAGAUCAGCGACGCAGACCCCAAAUCUUUGGAGAUCAUUAUCCUCCUCUACGAUACGACCACGCGUGUUGUGGUGAGGAACAACCGCCAAACCCUGUUCAACUACGUCUUCACUACGCCCCUGCCGCGCUUCGAAGGCAGCUACUACCUGGCCGGAGUCCCCGAGGACAAGAUGCCUGAGAACCUGAAGGCCCUGUUUCCUCGCCAGGGAUCUCUUAAAGGCUGUUUCAGGAACAUCAAGGCUAUGAACUCUCACAUCGACCUGAAGAGAAUGAGCAGCUCUGGGGUCAGCUAUGGCUGUGCCAACGACUUACUGGUGGCUCGUGAGGCUCACUUCUCAGGCCAGAGUUACCUGGACCUGUCUCCAGACAACAUCCCUGGUCUCAGGAACAACUUCUACGCCGGCUUCGGCUUCCGCACAGACCAGAAGAACGGACUCAUGUUCUACCACCAGGCUCAGGACGGUGUGUGUCAGGUGUUCCUGGAUAAGGGUCAUGUGGUAGUGAGGGCGGCUGACAGCGAGGUGAAGACUCAGCAGACUUACAACGAUGACAACGAUCAUUAUUUAACUCUGUACAGCAACAACAAUGGGUUACGUCUUUAUGUGGAUGACGUCCUGGAGAAGGCUGGGGAUACUGGUCGUGGAGGGGCCAGCAGCCAGGCGCUACUACUACCUGGAGGGGUCUACCUGGGAGGAACACCUGACAACAGCCUCAGCAACCUUACCGGCUGUCUUAGCAACCUGUUCAUCAAGAGGGACAAGCCUUCUCAGAUGGUGAUGAACCUGAUGAAUGCUAAGGAGAACAUCGACGUUCCUCUAGAUUGUCCUGCUGCCAAGAAACCUCAGCAGAUCCUGGCCACACUCCCACGCCAGAAGAGGCCUAAGGGUAAACACAGGAAGCCGGCGGGUGGUGGUGGGUCAGGGGGGCGGAGCCGCAGUGCCAGGGAGUCCUGCCAGGGGGAGCUGGCGAAUCAGGAAGUCGGAGCUCUGCACUUCAGUGGAUCCUCCCACAGCCUCCAGCGCUACGACACGCUGCCCGAGGCCUUCAGCAGGACGCCUCACAUCUCCAUGGGUCUGCGUGUGAACACGUCAGACGGCCUGGUGUUCUAUGUGUCGGGAUCACCAGAACGUUCUAGUAGCAGCUCUGUGAUGACCCUCUCUGUCUCAGACGGUCACCUGUUGCUCCUCCUCGUCAACGGAGGGAAGAGGAAGACCACCAUCCGCAGCCACAGGAAGUGCAACGACGGACAGUGGCACACGGUGUUUGUGAAGAGGGAGGGAGAGAAGGUCGGUUUGAUUGUUGAUGGGAUCGAUGCCCAGUCUAAGAGGGUCUCAGGGGGGGAGAAGAACCAGCUCAGUCCCCCUCUCUACAUCGGAGGAGUUCCCUCAGGACUCACCAGCUCACUUCUCUCGAUGCCAGGUUCAGGAGGGUUUGUGGGCUGUGUGAGGGACCUGGAGCUGAAUGAGGAGAGCCCGGCUAGUCCCUCCACCAGCCUGGGGGUUGUACCCUGCUUCCAGACCGCUCUGCAGCCUGGGGUAUACUUCUCUUCCCAGGGAGGACUCAUGGCUAUAGAUGAGUCCCUGAUGUUGGGCCGGGACCUGGAGGUCCAGCUGGAGGUCAGGCCGGUGUCAGACUCUGGUCUCCUGCUGCAUGCUGGUUCCAGGGCUGGACAACAGCUCAGCCUCUACCUCUAUCAGGGAGCCGUAACUGUCACAGUAAACAGUGGCAGCGCAGAGCUCUAUACCUCCUUCACACCAGAGGAAUCCUUGUGUGACGGACGCUGGCACAGUAUCAAAAUUGUGAAGAAGAGCAACGUGCUCCAACUACAUGUGGAUGCAGCCAGCGAACACAGUGUGGGGCCCAAACAAGGCCGACCAUCAGGGGCCAAGGAGACUGUGUACCUGGGGGGAGCACCAGAUGGUGUUGAUGUGCCGGGCCUCCCCGAUGCCCUGCCCUCCUUCCAUGGUUGUGUUCGGAGAGCAGUCCUGAACCAGCGACCAGCCAUGCUUUCUAAACCCCUGUCAGUACACGGAGCUGUGGGCACACAGGGCUGUCCAGCCAUGUAGACCCCUUUUAGCCCGGUUACAGCCAGCUAGCUCUGGGUCAUGUUCAUAAGGACAUGACAGAAAAUUCAGAUAGAAAUACCUAUGUAGAACCAAUAUGAUUCUCUGUCAUGUAUACGGUCAUCAUGUAGCUCAGUCUAACAUAUCUACAGCUGUACAUAUCAGUCUAACAUAUCUGCAGCUGUACAGUCGUGGCCAAAAGUUGAGAAUGACACAAAUAUUAAUUUUCACCAAGUCUGCUGCCUCAGUUUCUAAGAUGGUAAUUUGCAUAUACUCAGAAUGUUAUGAAGAGUGAUCAGAUGAAUUGCAAAGUCCCUCUUUUCCAUGCAAAUGAACUGAAUCCCCACUGCAUUUCAGCCCUGCCACAAAAGGACCAGCUGAUAUGUCAGUGUUAAUCUCGUUAACACGGGUGUGAGUGUUGACGAGGACAAGGCUGGAGAUCACUCUGUCAUGCUGAUGGAGUUCGAAUAACAGACUGGAAGCUUCAAAUGGAGGGUGGUGCUUGGAAUCAUUGUUAUUUCUCUGUCAACCAUGGUUACCUGCAAGGAAACACAUGCUGUCAUCAUUGCUUUGCACAAAAAGGGCUUCCCAGGCAAGGAUAUUGCUGCCAGUAAGAUUGCACCUAAAUCAACCAUUUUCGGGUCAUCAAGAACUUCAAGGAGAGCAGUUCAAUUGUUGUGAAGGCGGCUUCAGGGCACCCAAGAAAGUCCAGCAAUCGCCAGGACUGUCUCCUGAAGUUGAUUACGCUGCAGGAUCGGGGCACUUGCUCAGGAAUGGCAGCAGGCAGGUGUGAGUGCAUCUGCACGCACAGUGAGGCGAAGACUUUUGAAGGAUGGCCUGGUGUCAAGAAGGGCAGCAAAGAAGAAACUUCUCUCCAGGAAAAACAUCAGGGACAGACUGAUAUUCUGCUAAAGGUACAGGGAUUGGACUGCUGAGGACUGGGGUAAAGUCAUGUUCUCUGAUGAAUCCCCUUUCCCAUUGUUUGGGGCAUCCGGAGAAGACGAGGUGAGCGCUACCAUCAGUCCUGUGGCAUGCCAACAGUAAAGCAUCCUGAGACCAUUCAUGUGUGGGGUUGCUUCUCAGCCAAGGGAGUGGGCUCACUCACAAUUUUGCCUAAGAACACAGCCAUGAAUAAAGAAUGGUACCAACCCAUCCUCCGAGAGCAACUUCUCCCCACCAUCCAGGAACAGUUUGGUGAAGAACAAUGCCUUUUCCAGCAUGAUGGAGCACCUUGCCAUAAGGCAAAAGUGAUAACUAAGUGGCUCGGAGAACAAAACAUUGAUAUUUUUGGUCCAUGGACAGGAAACUCCCCAGACCAUAAUCCCAUUAAGAAUUUGUGGUCAAUCCUCAAGAGGCGGGUGGAUUAACAAAAACUCACAAAUUCUGACAAACUCCAAGCAUUGAUUAUGCAAGAAUGGGCUGCCAUCAGUCAGGAUGUGGCCCAGAAGUAAACUGACAGCAUGCCAGGGCGGAUUGCAGAGGUCUUGCAAAAGAGUGUCAACACUACAAAUAUUGACUCUUUUCAUCAACUUCAUGUAAUUGUCAAUAAAAGCCUUUGACACUUAUGAAAUGCUUGUAAUUAUACUUCAGUAUUCCAUAGUAACAUCUGAAAAAAAUAUCUAAAGACACUGAAGCAGCAAACUUUGUGGAAAUUAAUGUUUGUGUCAUUCCCAAAACUUUUGGCCACGACUGUGUAAUAGGCCAUUUUUUAAAAUUAAUUGUUUCACCUCUCUGAAGUAUUACCCUUGGGGGCAAGUUCAGUAGGACAAUGUUGUGGAGCUUUGCAGACAGAAGUGUUAUGAAUAGAGCUGGCAUGAUUCUGUAUUCUACACAUCAGAGAGGCAUGUCGGUUCUAGAAAUUGUAUUUCUAUCUGAACAUUCCAACCACUUUGUUAGCCUGUUGAACGCAGCCCUGCUCCGAUGCCCCUUACUACUCACCAUAUAAAACACGUACAUUAUGUCUACCAUACAAAUCACUGGUGGUGGGUGACGUACAUUAGUUAAUUUAAAUGUAUUUAUUUUUCCACGUCUUGAUUUCCGGUUUGCAAUUAACUAAGUGCUAGCGCUUGAGUGAAGUCUGAAGUCCAGUCUUUCGUGUCAAACAAGGAGUGGAAUGAUAGCACAAACAGACUGGUACCUGGGCUAGAGAAUAAGAUAGCUAAGUAUGUUGUCUUUAGUGUGUUAGUACUGGAACUUUAAUAGUAAUCUACAUCUCUCUGGGCUGCUUUCACAGACCUACAUUUAAAGGGCUCGAUUCAAUCCGUAGCUCUGAAGAUCCACUCUCCAGUGUGAUAUCAAUUUAAAGGCAAUCUUCCUGCGUUCACAGUAAAUGCUGCAUUGUUUCGGCUCAAUCGGAAAUGACGCUUGAAUUUCAAAUCGCGCUAUAACUUCCGUGAUCCGGGUUGAAUCGAGCCCUAAACUUACCUGGACCAAACUGCACUUAUUUUAUACAGACCACUGAAAAAUCGUGUCGUUGUUUGGCCAUGGAUAGAAUCCACUUCGACUAACUAGUUCUGGAAAGUGCUUAAAAACAUAUCUAUAUAUACAUAAAUAAAGAAUCCCUUUAGUAGAAAAUUGUGUUUGUGAUUCUGCUUUACAUACAUUGACUCGAUUUAGCUUGACCAUAGCUCAAAAAAAAAAUGCUUUCAUGUUGAGAAUAUUAAUGUAGGUCUAUGAAACCGACCCUCAGUAAUACUGUGGUACAUCCCUUCAACGUGGAAUAUGCAUUAGGCGAAACAGCGCCCCCCCCCCCCACCUUUAUUAUUUGGCUUUAUGGAUGAAACGGUCAGGUGAAGUGCGGUACAAAUGAAUCGGUUUCAUUGUUGGCAGUAACUUGAACUUUGGUUGUUACAUCCAAAAUAAACAUGUCAAUUUCACCAUUAAGGUGUCCAGCUUUAAAUACUAUAAUCAGUGUUAUUGUUGAUCCACAUCACAUGUACUGUAUUCUAUAGAAUAAAUGCACAUUUUAUAUAUAGUUAUUAUAAUGGGUGGGGAUGUAUGGAUUAUAUCACAAGAGUUUAAAGCUUUUACUACUGUUUAUAUGUUAUUAUAAACGGGGUGGUUCGAGCCCUGAAUGCUGAUAGUACAAAUUGCCAUACCCUGGCUGUUCUAAUGACGUUGGUAACCAGUUUAUAAACAGCAAUAAGGCACCUCGGGUUUGUGGUAUACGACCAAUAUACCACGGGCUACGAGCUGUAUCCAGGCACUCCUCGUUGCGUCGUGUCUAAGAACAGCCUCGGUAUAUUGGCCAGUUACCACAAACACUCCUUAUUGCUUAAAUAUCUCACUCAGAGAACAUAAACCGAUUCCCCCUUAAGAAGAAUAGCUAUGCUAAAUACAUGGUUUUAAAUAAAAGUCUUACCUGAUACAAAAAUG